Messenger RNA from Oreochromis niloticus (Nile tilapia), 3132 nucleotides. RefSeq names its product UPF0524 protein C3orf70 homolog B. Gene Ontology annotation, biological process: nervous system development. Lineage: Eukaryota; Metazoa; Chordata; Actinopteri; Cichliformes; Cichlidae. The record is from RefSeq and is a predicted model, not a curated record. The transcript is spliced from 2 exons. The coding region runs from base 458 to 1333 and encodes 291 amino acids.
AGCCUGGGUGUGUGUUUGAAGUGCGCAGAGCAGCUGGCUUUGUGUUUGUGGACUCCUCCCGUUGUGUGAUGAAGUUCAGAUGCGCGCCGUUGUUCCGUACGCGCGUCACCAGGGGCACAGAGGAGCUUCCCGACGCGAGGGGUGGAUGGAGAAAUGUGUGGAUCACGAUCACGGGAGGCUUUGCACAUGACAUUACCCACCCCUUGCCUCCUCGUUUGACUGACGCCCUUCGACUUUUACAGGAUAUGCCGCCACCCUUUGUGUGAACCGAGCUGCUUUGGAUUCACAGAUCCAGCCACCGUGUUUCGUUUCGCGUCUGUCUUCCAGCAGAGAAGCUCUACGGGGCGGCUCGGACCGUAAACAUCGCCUCGGUCCCUGGCCUUUAUGUUGUAGGUUACCCAGAGGAGCCUGAGUGCGUGUUUUAUUUUUUCCCCCCUUUGAUACAGGAAAUGUUGGCAUGGCUGCCUCGGGAGCACAUAAGUGUCCGAAGAGCGAGAAGUUGGACGAGGCGCAGGCUUUGGCCAAGAGCUGCGCUGGGAGACCAGAUUUCCUGCCUUGUGAUGGACUCUCCAUUUGCGCCACGCACAGUCACGGGAAGUGCUUCAAGCUGCACUGGUGCUGUCACUUGGGCUGGUGUCACUGCAAGUACGUGUACCAGCCCAUGACCAAUGUGUGCCAGCUGCCCAGCACGACCGUGCCGCCUGUUGGCUCAGAGUGCAGCAGCACCAUCGACCUGUCCGUCUCUCUGGCCGAGCGCUUCCUGAAACUCGCCCCUUGCUUCAAGUCCCCGCCUCACCUGGAGUCUCCGAAGUACUGCGUGAUCGCCGACCUGUUUGUGGACGACUACAUCGUCAAACGUAUCAAUGGGAAGAUGUGCUACGUGCAGCGUCCCCCGCCUCCUUUACCAGAGCCGCCUCGUCCUCCUACCCCCCCACCACCUGCUCCAGCUUUACCUACGGUUCCCCAAAAUCCCAGCCAGGCUCAGCAACUGCCCAAACCGACGCCGUCAACCCAAAACGCACCUGCACCUGUGCAGCCAGUGCAGCAAGUGUACGGUGAACACAAACACCCCUCCCCGCUGGAUAAGGUAAAAGGUCCCAAAAUGGACCACUGUUCCUCGCCGUCAAGCUCCGAGGACUCCGGCAUCAACGCCCUCGGUCUCCACUAUCUGGAGUCCUGUGAGGAGGAGAGCGAGGAGGAGGAGGAGGAUGACGAGUUGAGCACAGAUGGAAACUCCAGCCCUGGGAGCCUCUGGGAUCAAGAUGACUGUUCUCUGCUCUCUCCCUCCAAGUCUAUGAUAGAAAUCAUCGAAAAGAUUGAAACAACUGUGUAACCAACAUGGCAUCAAGGUGGAAUUGAUCUAUAAGGAACAUCAACGGAGCAGAAGCUUAUUAUUGAGAAUAACUCUCAAGGAUUUAUGACAUAUGGACCAGUAGGAAACAAACCCCUUUCUAACGCUUCAGCAGGGCUUCGCCGGGUUGUUUUGGGAUGAAUUUGUUUUCCUGCAGGUGGCCGAGGACAGCGCACCUACAAUCUGAAACAGCUUCUCCUCUGCCCACAUCCUCUGCACGGAUUGAAUUUGCUGAACUUAUUACAAUAAAGACAGAAGCACAAGAAUAUCAAGAACAUGCACAGUCUACCAAAAAGACCUCCUUUACAUGGUCGUGUGGAGAAAAAUCAAAAAUACAAAAAAGAAUCUAGAGUAGGUGCACGUCAGAGGAAAUAGGAAAACAAGAAAAGGGGGACACUUUUUUGUGACACUUCUCUUUAGGUAUAUAUUACUGGAGCUAAAUUAUGUAUGAACCAAGGUGGUAUGAGUAUGUUUCACGAUGAUAAUGAGCAGUUAGGUAAUUAUUGUGUUCUCCAGUCAGUCAGUCUGUCAGACUUUGGUCCAAUUCAGCAUUCGAGUGGCAGAUAAGCAUGCCGUCCCUCGUUCUCCGGUCAGUGGCUCCACCCACACAUAUUAGUAAUUCUGACUCUUCAGCGUAAUAACCACAAGGCCAGCUACCUCUCGUGGGCCUAAAGCACACCGGCCUUUUAACCCCUUAAUUACUCAGCUCUGAGCUGCUCAGAGCAGGCACACCUGCUUUUAUCGCAUUAUUAAAAAGAAUUGUGGCCCACAGUUUGUCUGCACUUUACUGACACCAUCACGGGCAGUAGGGUAGGUAGGUCAGUGUUUGACAAUCAAGGAUUACACAGAAGCACAUUCCUAUACUGAACCUGCCAGUGAGGACCAAGGAUACCCUUAUACCUUCUAAAAAAAAUGUCUCAGACUUUACAGAAAAUUCUUCUGACCACCUUUUCUGGUCAAGCUGAACUGAACGGCAGUCCCAUUAAGCAAAACAUGACUUGCACUGACCUCUAUUAGCAGCCAAGAAAUGAAUAGCACGGACGCGUCUCCAGUACAGCUGCAGUGACAGGGAGGGAUGUUGUCACAGUAGACACAAGUGAGACAAAUAUCGCUGAGGGAACACAUCUAAUUUAUAAUCUUAUAUUAUGAUAAUAAAAAUAAUAACAAUAAUAUUAAUAAUAAUGAACCUACAUUGUUAAUUAGUUUGAGGACUUUUGAGAAUGAAAUGCCUUUUUCGUGAUGACCAAAAGGGGGGUCUGGGGAGGUCAUUCAUUUUAGACUAGUAGGUCACAUCUUAAAAGAGAUUAGAGUGUGAGAUAGGAUGCCUGAAUACCUGUUGUGAUGUUGUGAUUGACAUAAGAAACGAGUAGCUUAUUAGUCAGAUAGUAAAAUGAAGCCGGGCGGCGUCUUUUAUUUUAAUGUUUAAAAACAUUAUUUUCCAGAGAGCUAUCAGCAAAAAUCACCACAGUUAUCACAAAUAUUUAUGGCUGCAAUGUUAUAAGCACUAGAUGUUUAAAAAAAAGAUGAUGAAGAAGAAAAAAAUCAUUUUGCAUGACUGCAUUCACUUGCAGGAUUCCCUCAUGUCAAACUCCAAUUAAAAACAUGCUAUCAAAGAACAAAGAAACCCUGUAUUAGUUAUUAAAACAAGGUGUUUUUAUUCAGGGACAGCCCUAGACAUUACACUGAGCACAGUCCCUCAUAAUGCAGUUGAAGAAAAAUGCAUUUGGUUCUUAUUCUUGUUAUAUUAUUAUUUUCAUAUGAAUAAAUCUUAAUGAAACUCA